AUGCAAAACCUUGACUUCAUCUGCCCAAGUGAUUUGGGUAAUCUACUCUCUGUGUGUGUGAGCGAGAGAGAUUUGGGUUCCCAGGUUUGUUCGUGGAAGAAGAAGAUCCAGAAAGUUUGUUCGUGGAAGAAGAAGAUCCAGAAAGUAAGAGAAGAAGGAGAAAUGCAAUCCAUAUGUUACUAUGGUAGAACACCCGAAACGAAGACAUCGGGGAUAGAUUUGAACCCAGAAAGGAGAUUUAUCACAUGUGCGAAUAACAAGUUUCUCAUUGUGAUCAUCUAUGUAUACAUGAAUGCAACUGAUCGAUAUGGCUCAGCCGUGGAGGAAGUAGAAGCUGAUGGAUGUUUUGCCAUUGCAACUGUUGUGAAUGUUGAUUUUUGUGAUGCUGAUGGUGUUCUCCAAGCAAACUCAAUGGAAGUAGAUUCUGAUCGUGCUCUCCAACCAGAUUGGAUGGAGGUUGAUUUUUGUGAUGCUGAUGGUGUUCUCCAAGCAAACUCAAUGGAAGUAGAUGCUGAUCGUGCUCUCCAACCAGAUUGGAUGGAGGCAACUUCUGUUUGCCAAUUGGAACAUUCAAUGUUGGAGAUUGGGAUUGAGAUGGACGUGGACAUGCAAAAUUGGGGUUUCUAG
Messenger RNA from Ilex paraguariensis (yerba mate), 627 nucleotides. Lineage: Eukaryota; Viridiplantae; Streptophyta; Magnoliopsida; Aquifoliales; Aquifoliaceae. The record is from the annotation of a GenBank genome assembly.